Fibroporia radiculosa is the source of this 1917-nucleotide messenger RNA. RefSeq lists its product as uncharacterized. The transcript has 14 exons. Gene Ontology annotation, biological process: ergosterol biosynthetic process. Gene Ontology annotation, molecular function: C-4 methylsterol oxidase activity; iron ion binding. NCBI's taxonomy places the organism in Eukaryota, Fungi, Basidiomycota, Agaricomycetes, Polyporales, Fibroporiaceae. The coding region runs from base 1 to 1917 and encodes 638 amino acids. The record is from RefSeq and is a predicted model, not a curated record.
AUGUCUGGCAGUAACACAUCCAGGACCCGUCCGCCACCUUACAACGAUCCGUCCGGCAAUGGUAGUGCGACAAGACUCAAAGAAUGUUUUGCGAACCUCGUAAAGGACCAACUUGACAUCCAAGAGCUCUUCAAGUCGGUCGCCGGAAAACUGGAGACGACGCCGCAGAUUGGCGAGUGUCACACUUUAUGUGAGGAAUGGAACAAGCUGCGCCAGAGUCAUCGGAAAGUAUAUCGCGACUCUCAGCAUAACGCUGGACAGUGCGCAAGCUUCCUAAAUAACUAUGUGGAAGUCAUCGUUCCAUUGUCCCAAUCUCGUCUACCACUGAAGGACAAGAAGCUGAUGAUCAUGAAGUUCAUAGAGGCAAUCACGGCGCACCAGGACCGUGCCAGGAAGUCUGCAGCAAAGUUCCACGAGAUCGGGAAACAAGUCGAGAUCUUCCAAUUGAAGAUUGCUAGCGCGCUCAGAGGCCAAGCAGAACCCAGUGGGUUUUUCCAGUCUGUCUGGUCGGGUUUCGAAGAGAUAUGCAUGUCGAUCUGGCAGGCACUGUACAAACUGCUCAAGGCGAUUGUUGACUCUUUCCAUUCGAUGCUCGCACGCAUCAGAACGAUCCGAUUCUUCUGCGGUAUCCGUGUAGACAUAGAAUUUGAACGCUAUUGCCAAGUGUCGUCGGAGACGCACGAGAUACCUACCAAGGUGACCGCGCAGAAAUUCAAGGAAGAGCUCAAGGAAUUGAGCGACAAGCUCAGCAUGUUUGAGGAAGCGUGGCACACAGUGCGAUUAUGUUGUUCAGACCUGUUGACUACUGUCGCCAUGGCCAAUAGUCUGACGUCCGUCCCUGCUGCUUGCGACAAGCAUCUAGAGUCGGCCGGAGUGGUAGGAUCGCGUGGUGUGGUCUCCGCUUGGUUUUGGCUAGGUGCUAUGAAUUCAACGGCUCCUGUCUAUGAGUCAGCUGGCGUACUGUACGCCAACACCGACUUCACCCAGUUAAACUGGCUGGAGACACAAUGGGCUGCGUGGUACCUAUGGAUAGGAAACCCGGUCAUCGCGACGGGUCUCAUGAGCUUCCUCCUUCAUGAAAUCGUGUACUUCGGUCGCUGUGUCCCAUGGAUCAUUAUAGAUGCCAUUCCAUACUUUCGGAGGUGGAAGCUGCAGGCGGGCAAAGUCCCGUCCCCCAAGGAGCAGUGGGAAUGCACGAAACAAGUGCUGUAUUCCCACUUCACGAUUGAAUUACCCCUGAUUUGGUUUUUCCACCCUAUGGCCGAGAUGUUUGGCAUGUCAACAUGGCAAGUUCCUCUGCCUGCACUCAAGAUUAUGGUACCUCAAGUCGCAUUCUUCUUCGUCUUCGAGGACAUGUUCCAUUACUUUGCUCAUCAGGCACUUCACUGGGGUCCUUUGUACAAGCACAUCCACAAGAUUCACCACAAGUACUCUGCACCAUUCGGUCUCGCGGCGGAAUACGCUCACCCUGCUGAAGUCGCCAUACUUGGUACCGGUACCCUCGCUGGACCUCUGCUAUACUGCUUCUUCCGUGGUGACCUUCACAUCUUCACGAUGUACGUCUGGAUUACGCUUCGCCUCUUCCAAGCCGUCGAUGCGCACAGUGGCUAUGACUUCCCUUGGUCAUUACAGCACAUUCUUCCUUUCUGGUCCGGCGCUGAGCAUCACGACUUCCAUCACAUGGCAUUCGUGAACAAUUUCUCGACUUCAUUCAGAUGGUGCGAUCGCCUCUUCGGUACAGAUGACAAGUACCGCCAGUACUGUUUGCGCCGGGAGGCCAUGAAGAAGGCCAGUGCAAAUCAGAAGGAUUUCAUUGCCUUGGAGAAGAAGAUGCUGGCUGAGAUCGAGGCGGAGGGUGUCCAGGCUGAAGCCAUAGCUGAGUCGUAUCGCUAUGGCGAAAAAGAGAAGACCGCAUAG